AUGAAGUUCAUCGUCCUUUGGGCUCUCUUGAAUCUGACUGUUGCUUUGGCCUUUAAUCCAGAUUACACAGUCAGUCCCACUCCUCCCUACUUGGUCUACUUGAAAUCUGACUACUUGCCCUGCGCUGGAGUCCUGAUCCACCCACUUUGGGUGAUCACAGCUGCACACUGCAAUUUACCAAAGCUUCGGGUGAUACUGGGGGUUACAAUCCCAGCAGACUCCAGUGAAAACCAUCUGCAAGUGAUUGGCUAUGAGAAGAUGAUUCAUCACCCACGCUUCUCAAUCACGUCUAUUGAUCAUGACAUCAUGCUCAUCAAGCUGAAAACAGAGGCUGAACUCAACGACUAUGUGAAACUAGCCAACCUGCCCUACCAAACUAUCUCUGAGAAUACCAUGUGCUCUGUCUCCACCUGGAGCUACAACGUGUGUGAUAUCUACAAGGAGCCUGAUUCACUGCAAACUGUGAACAUCUCUGUAAUCUCCAAGCCUCAGUGCCGCGAUGCCUAUCAAACCUACAACAUCAAGGAAAAUAUGCUGUGUGUGGGCAUCGUGCCAGGAAGGAGGCAGCCCUGCAAGGAAGUUUCUGCUGCCCCGGCAAUCUGCAACGGGAUACUUCAAGGAAUCCUGUCUUUUGCGGAUGGAUGUGUUUUGAGAGCCGAUGUUGGCAUCUAUGCCAAAAUUUUUUACUAUAUACCCUGGAUUGAAAAUGUAAUCCAAAAUAACUGA
Messenger RNA from Rhinopithecus roxellana (golden snub-nosed monkey), 726 nucleotides. RefSeq names its product serine protease 58 (gene PRSS58). Lineage: Eukaryota; Metazoa; Chordata; Mammalia; Primates; Cercopithecidae. The record is from RefSeq and is a predicted model, not a curated record. The transcript has 5 exons. Gene Ontology annotation, molecular function: serine-type endopeptidase activity. Gene Ontology annotation, biological process: proteolysis. The coding region runs from base 1 to 726 and encodes 241 amino acids.